UCGCGCGCCGCUCGAUCGGAGCUACUUGCAGCCAGCAUGGCGGCCUGGCCCACGUGAGAGGCCGCGCCGUACGAGCCUGCAGCCCGCGCCGUUCAGUGUUGCCGCGCGAGCCAUGCCGGCCAGCCAGCAGGAGCAGCUGCGCCACCACCGCGCCUGCAAGGGCAAGGCCCACGCGAGCGGCAUCGGCAAGGCCAGCCCCGCGCUCAUCCCGCACGCGCACCGCGGCGCCGCCGCCGCCAGGCCGCUGCUCAACGGCGGCGGCGGCGGCGGCGCGCCCAAGCGCCCGCCGCCCGCCUGCCCGCGCAAGCUCAGCCGCAACAGCACCAGCUCCUGGGAGUGCAGCGACAGCGACAGCCUUAACUCGUCGGAGGCGGGCGGCGAGCGGGGCCAGCUGCUGCGCCGCAUCGGCCGGGCGCUCGACCAGUGCGGCGCCGCGCCGCGCCCGCGCAAGCAGGAGAGCUGGGCCGACAGCCUGCGCACCGCCGGGCCCGGCCGCGACGAGCGCACCCGCCGCAUGGAGGAGGGCUGGGACGACAGCCUCGCGAUCGGGCCGCCGCCGAGGGAGCGCCGCUGCCAGCGCGGCACCGUCGGGAGCGCGCGCCGCGCGGCGCGGCCCGUCGAGUGGCCGAGGCUGCUGGAGCUGGCCGAGGCCGGUAGGAGGCGGCGCCAGUGCCGCCUGCAGGACCUCGAGGCGCUGACCAGCGCCGCCGGCCGCCCCCAGGCCAAGUCGGAGGAGCACCUCGCGCAGGAGCAGGCCUGGCUGGCCUCGGAGCGCGUCUGGCUGCUGCACCGCGGCGGCUUCAGCUCGGCCAGCAGAUGCGGCGCCCCGGCGGACCCCGACACCGGCAAGCUGCGCAUCCGCCUGGCCAACUCCGGCGAGGAGCUGCUCGUCGACGAGGAGGACGUGGAGAAGGCCAACCCGCCGCAGUUCGACAGGGCGGAGGACCUGUCGCAGCUGCGCUUCCUCAACGAGUCGUCGAUGCUGCACACGCUGCGCCAGCGCUACGCCAGCAACCUCAUCCACACCUACGCCGGCGAGAGCAUGAUCGUCAUCAAUCCCGUCGCGCCUCUGGCCAUCUACUCCGAGAAGGUGGUGCAGAUGUUCAAGGGCUGCAAAAGCGAGGACAUGCCGCCACACAUCUACGCCAUGGCGCAGUCGGCCUACCGUGGAAUGCUGGCCAGCCGACGGGACCACUCGCUCGUGUUCCUCGGCCGCAGCGGGGCUGGCAAGACCGCCAAUUUCAAGCAUGCGCUGCACUAUCUGGUACUGGCCGCCGGCACCGUCAACAAGAUUCUCACGAUCGAGAAAUUGAACGCGCUGUUCACGGUCCUCGAGGCUUUCGGCAACAGUCGCACCCACAUGAAUACCAAUGCGACUCGCUUCACGCAACUCUUUAGCCUCGACUUUGAUCAGUCCGGACAGAUUGCUUCUGCCUCGCUACAGGUGUUGCUUCUGGAAAAAUCACGGAUAGGCCGGCGCAUCAAUGGUGACCCCAGCUUCCACGCGAUCUACCGCCUACUUGCUGGAGCGGAAGGAACCCUUCGCAAAGAGCUGCAUCUCACGAAUCUCGUGGCCGAGAACAAUCCUUUCAUCACACCUUUGCAAAAGCACGAGGACAAACAACGAGCGCAAGUCGAGUUUAAUCGCAUCGUUGCGGCAUUCCGAACCUUGGCGGUCUCCGAGUCUGAAGAAAAAGCCAUUUGGAUCGUCUUGGCAGGCAUUUACCAUCUAAGUUGUGCUGGAGCUGUGAAAGCCAGCACGAGCUCUCAGAGUCGUUGGCAGUUCGCGAGAGUCGAGUGUGCUGAGAAAUCUGCAACUUUGCUGGGCACCACUGUCGAAGAGCUGAGCAGGCUGCUAUUCUCGUCGAACGGUACAGGAGUGGGAUUACAAAACUCACAACGAGCUGGCCUAAGGACACCCAGUCCCACUGACCAAAGCAAAGACAUCACAGGCCUCGAUGCACUCGAAGGUUUGCUGGUAGGCUUGUACUCCGAAGUAUUUCACUGUGUAGCUGCUCUAGUCAACAGGUCAAUAACCUCACCAGUUCACACAGUGUCAUCGUUAAUAUUAUGCGACGCGCCUGGUUUCCAAAAUCCCGCGACCUGCGGACGUCAAACUGGAGCAAACUUCGAGGAUCUAUGUCAUAAUUAUUUACAAGAACGUCUGCAGCUCCUGUUCCAUCACACUGCUCUAGUUGCACCCAAAGACAGAUAUGUGCAAGAAGGCAUCGAUAUCGACCAUGAAGACGACAUGGACGAAGCGCUAGGAUCGCCCCAAGCCCUUGUAUCUUUGAUGGAUAAAGGAAGUUCUCAGAGUGCCACAAUGUUACGAACAAGUCAAAGUGAUCUUAGCAGCAGCAGGCAAAUGGAAAGGAAAGGGCUUCUGUGGUUGCUUGAUGAGGAAACUGUUUGUUCUGGUGGUAAUGAUGAAAUCUUCUUGGAUCGGUUGUUUGCAUAUUACGGAGACAGAGAGCACCAACUGCUACUCAGGAAAGCACCAGGAAACAAUCAAUUUGUAUUGCAACAUUUGCAAGGUACAAAUCCCGUUCUCUACACCGCCACUGGCUGGAUAAAGGCAACUCGAGAGAAUCCAUUUGCUAAAAGUGCGAUUAGUAUUUUACAAGAGAGUACCAGAGACGAAGUCAGCAGAUUAUUUGUAUGUGCUCGUGGUGCUGGAGUUUCUAGUGCUUUAAGUGGCUCAAUCCACGGUCUAGAAGGUUCUCAGUCAUUAAGAAGAGCAUCUAGUAUCAGACGAACAUUUACCGCUGUUAAACGGAAAAAUGUCUGUUUGCAAGUCAAAUUCACUGUCGAUGGAUUAAUCGAGACUCUUAGAAGGACUCGAGUGAAAUUUAUACACUGUUACUUACCGCAGCAUAAUGCGGGAUGCACUGAAAACAAAACUCUCCUUUCUGUCAAAACCACUCACAGCGAGGAUAAUCUUAUCAACGUCCCACUCCUGCGUUCACAGGUGAGAGGCAGUCAAAUUUUGGAAGCAGUUCGCCUGCACAAAGUUGGCUUUCCGAAAUUUAUGCCUCUCGGGGAAUUCCGGCGACGAUUUGCGUUGUUGUCAAAUGACACGGCAACUCGUCCGGGAAGUCCUGUGUCCGAUGAAAGACGUGCCGUCGAAGACAUGUUGUUAUCAGUGGACAUCGAUCCAGCGUCCUACAGAGUGGGACAAAGCCAGAUCUUCUUCCGAGCUGGCGCGCUGGAGCGCCUGGAGUCGCAGCGGGACGAGAAGCUCACCGGCCACAUCAUUCUCCUGCAGGCGAGAUGCAGGGGCUACCUAGCUCGGCGCAAGCUCAGCACUCUCAAGCUGCAAGACCUGGCGGUGCGUUGCAUCCAGCGCAACGUGAGGAAGUUCAUGCUGGUGCGCGAGUGGCCCUGGUGGCGGCUGUACGUGAAGGUGGCGCCGCUGCUGAACGUGCACCGCACCGAGGACCAGCUGAAGGCGAGAACGGAGGAGCUCGAGGUGCUGCGCGCCAAGGUGGAUCGUCUGGAGCAGGAGCGCAACCACCUGAAACACGACAACGACAGGCUCGAGGCCAAGCUGAGCGAGAUGACGGCGGACUUCGCGGAGGAGCACUCGACCUCGACCCUGGCGGCGGAGCGCAUCGACGCGGAGCAGAGCGAGCGCCUGCGCCUGGAGCGCGAGCUGCAGGACGUGCACGAGAGCAACAAGAGCCUGCAGCAGCAGGCCGAGCGCCUGGAGAUGGAGCUGCUGUACGCGCGUGCGGCCGACCUCAACGGCCUGGCCUCCGACGCCGAGGACGGCGAGGACGGCGGCGUCUACCGACAGCGCUACCAGCACGCCAUGCGCGAGCUCGAGUUCAUCAAGCGCAAGAUGGCCCAGCAGCACGAGGACGACCUCGAGCAGCUGGUCGGCCUCAAGAAGCAGCUCGAGAAAAAGCUGGCGGACGCAUACGAGGAGGUGGAGGAGCAGCGACAGGUCGUCGGCCAGUGGAAGCGCCGCGUGCAAAAGCUCAACGGCGAGAUGCACGAUCUGAGACUGCUGCUCGAGGAGCAGACCGCCAGGAACAACCUGCUGGAGAAGAAACAGCGGAAGUUCGACUCGGAAACGCAAAAUCUCAUGGAUGAUUUGAGGCAGGAGCGCGCCCAGCGAGAGCGACUCGCCAGGGAGAAGGAAAUUGCCAUCGCUGAGAAAUUUACCAUCGAGCAUACCCUGAGCGACGUGCGACUGGAGAUCGAGCUGAAGGAGGAGCGACUGCACACCCUCACGCAGGAGCUGGAGGAGCUGACCUUCGUCGGUAAGACCGAGGAGGAUGUGGCGCAGCUCAAGAAAGCCAAACACGAGCUGGAAAAGAAGCUCAAGGACCAGGAAGAGGAGCUCGACGACCUGGCCGGCCAAGUGCAGCUGCUCGAACAAGCCAAGCUGCGCCUGGAGAUGAGCAUCGAGCAGCAGCGCAAGGAGAUGCGCAAGGAGAUGCAGCAGCGCGACGAGGAGCUGGAGGACGUCCGCGGGAGCGCCAUGAAGAAGGUCAAGGCCCUCGAGCAACAGCUGGAGAACGAGCACGAGGAGCGCACCGUCGUGCUCCGGGAGAAGCACGAACUAGAGCGCAGACUCGUCGCGUUCGAGGAGCAGGACAGAACCGAGCGCGCAGCGGAGGCCGAGACCACCCAGAGACUGAAGAGAGAUCUGAAGAGGACCCGAGCGCUGCUGAGGGAUGCCCAGACAAUGCUCGAGCGCUCGAAGGGCGAUUCCACCGGCAAAGCCGCUCUCCGCCACUUGAAGAACCAGCUCGAGGACGCCGAGUGCGCGAGGGCAGUAGCCGUCAAAGCCAAGCAGGUGCUCGAGCAGGACCUGAGCGAGACUCAGGCAGCGCUGGAGGAAGCUUCGCGGCAGCGCUCCGAGGCCGAGGAUCGCGCCAACGCGGCCAACCGCGAACGCUCCGAGCUGCUGUCGCAACUGGAGGAGAACGAGGAGGAGCUGGCCGAGGUGCUGAAAAAAUACCGGGCCACAGUUCAGCAAGUAUCCGCUGAGCAGGCGCACUUGCAGGAAGCACAGGUGCAGAUCGCGGCCUUGGAGGCCGAGAAAGCCUCGCUGAAAGAACAAGUCACCGAGCUAAGCCAGCGAAUCGAGUCGGUCGAGCAGCUUGGCGACCCGACGGCUAACAGCCUUGCCACCAGACGUCUCGAGUUCCGCACCAAGGAGCUCGAGAGCAAACUCGAGCUGGAGCAGACGACGAGAGCGCGAUUGGAGACCCAAAUAGCGCGACUGAAGGAGACCGUGGACAAGCUACAGUCGGAAACAGCACUCCUGCGCACCAAGGAGCAAACGGCCCAAGACGCCAUGCGAAGGCUGCAGCGAUCGUUGCGAGAGGCGCGCGAGGAAGCGGCCUCGGCCUCGGCCAGAGAGCAGGAUGCGACGCGGGUACGUCGGGACCUAGAGAAAGCCCUCGAGGCGUCCGAAGCAGAGACCAAGGUCGUCAAGGACGAUCUCAGGCUCGCUUUGCAGAGGAUCGACGAUCUUCAGAGCGCCAUCCAAGGUGAUCUUGACCUCGACAACAGCGAGGAGGCCACCAGCGACAAUAGCGAUAGCGAUUGAUCUGCAAUGUCGACCGACUUCAAUGGGAUCUAAACAUGAAAACGUCGGAAAGCAGAAUG
Phymastichus coffea is the source of this 5622-nucleotide messenger RNA. RefSeq names its product unconventional myosin-XVIIIa (gene Mhcl). The coding region runs from base 113 to 5563 and encodes 1816 amino acids. Gene Ontology annotation, molecular function: ATP binding; protein binding; cytoskeletal motor activity. The transcript is spliced from 22 exons. Gene Ontology annotation, cellular component: myosin complex. The record is from RefSeq and is a predicted model, not a curated record. NCBI's taxonomy places the organism in Eukaryota, Metazoa, Arthropoda, Insecta, Hymenoptera, Eulophidae.